GCUAACAACAACAAUAAAACAAUGGCUGUUUAAGAAAAACAGGCUGAAAACGGUGGAGACGAGUUUCAUUCAGUGGUGGGAAGUAGUUCAGAUAACACAUUAAAUAUGGCCAAGUGUUUUCUUGUCACAGCUCUGCUUUUAGAUUUUGUAUUGUCAAAGGAAAAACAUUUUCACAAUAAUAUGAAGAAAAACAAAAUUUUCGACAUGAGCACAAACAAUGUUUUCGAAAGGGACAACAAUAUCGACAACACCGACAAAAGUAUCGAUAGGAUUAAGAAAAAUAUCGAGAAUGUCGAUAACAAUGUGGACAACAAUAUCGACAACGAUAUCGACAGUCACCUUCACCACCCUAACUUCCACUGGAGAUAUAAUGUGGAAUACGAAUGGCCGGGCCGCAUGUGCCGUCACGGGAUGGGUGGCCGACAGUCUCCCAUAGACAUCGUGACGGCGAAUUUAGUAAGGGACUCUGCGCACGAGUUUAUCAAGUACGGCCCGCUGAAAUUUAAGGCGUAUGACAAUGUGCUGGUCUCUGCUAUCAAUAAUGGACACACAUUGCAGUUCAGCACGGAAGGUGACCCGGCCAUGCACCCCACGCUGACUGGGGGUCCUCUGAAGCAUCAGUACCGACUGGAGCAGCUCCACUUCCACUGGCUCUCGGAACAUGCCGUCAAUGGACAGAAGUACCCGAUGGAACUUCACUUUGUGCACGUGAGGUCUGACUUGGACGUGGAACGAGCGCUCAAAGAGGCGGACGGGUUAGCCAUCAUAGCCGUCUUUUGUAAUGUAUUAUCACAGUUCGCAGACAGGAAGAACGCGGUGGACGAUGACCUGAUGCAGCACAUACCCAGCCUGAUCAACGAGGGUUCCAGGAUAAGCGGCGUCGUCAUGGAUUUGAACAAACUCCUGAGCUCGGACAAAACCUCUUACUACACGUACGCGGGCUCUCUCACCACGCCGCAGUGCAAUGAGGCAGUCAUCUGGAUCCUGUUCGAGAUGCCAAUUUACAUGACAGAUGAGCAAUACCGGUUUUUCGGCAAAACGGGCAUCGGCUACAACAACUUUAGGAGCAUACAGCCGCUUGACAAACAUAUAGUAUACGCCACGACGGGAGACAAGGACAACUUGUAUACUCCUGCUAUCGUAAAGGCCAUGAGUCACUUCGCACAAACCAUCAAACAGUUCUUCAUGAAUAUUACUUCAUUUUUAUCACGCGGCCUGAAGGAGAAAGACUCUUCCUACUCCACUUAUUCAUAGAAUAUAUAUUUUUUUCGCAGCAUCUUGAAAAGCUACCUACCUCUUUUCAUUAAGUUUAAAAAUGUAUGCAAAUUAAGCUUCUACACGAGGCUUCUUCGUGAUAAUUAACGCCCUUUACCAGUUAAACUCCCUUCUAUAAUUGUUCCCUGUCUAAUCAAGCUACCGCCGAUAUGCUUAUGGACCCAGGAUUUCGAUGUUUCUCUCUCCAAUUUUACAAAAAGGAUGUCAACUUUAAUAUUGUAUCUGAACGCCACAUCUCACAUCUGUCUGAACGCUAAAUUGAAACGAGAAAUAAGCUAUUGAUAAUGCAGCUAAAUUUUGAAGUGAGAAAAUCAGUGAGAAACAUUAAAGUGGCAGGCACCGUAGCAUGGCUCGCGCGAUGGCUUUUUUAACGCGCGCUUAAAUACCACUCUGUCGUUUUACCUCACAAUAAAAAGCGAUACAGCGAUAAGUUUUUCGCACGAUAAUAACGGCGUCGCGGAGACUGACCACUUUUUUUAGCAUGUGGAUAUUUCUUUCUUUAAACUGUGUUUUUUUCCCAAAGCAUUUAGAUUAUUUCUAAAUUCUGUAUAUUGUGUAAUUUAAGUAUUAAAUUGUAAGAUAAAAUAAUUAUCCCAUUGUAAAUAUGUCAAUAGAAUUAAUUAUAAUAAUUAGAACUGUAUAUUUCGUUAUUUUUUAAAUAAUUUAUGGAACAGGUUGUGAUUUUUUACGAUUUUAUUUUGAUGAUUUUAUAUAAGACAGAACUAUCAAAUCCUUGGAUUCAAAUAAAAUAUUUUAUUCAUUUUUAUGUGAAUAAUUGUCAUAUCUUUUAGUGUCACAACAUUGGUUGACGUUGAAUACAUUAAUAAAAACUAAAUUUACUAUCGCUUAUAUGACGUAUGUAUGUAUGUAUGUUUACUGUCGCUUCCAAAUGUCUGUAUUCUUAAGAUAAUUUAUAGAUAGCAAUAGAGUAAUAAGCUCUAAUUAAUAAUUCUA
Messenger RNA from Amyelois transitella, 2229 nucleotides. Its product is annotated as carbonic anhydrase 2. The record is from RefSeq and is a predicted model, not a curated record. Gene Ontology annotation, molecular function: carbonate dehydratase activity; zinc ion binding. The transcript has 9 exons. Lineage: Eukaryota; Metazoa; Arthropoda; Insecta; Lepidoptera; Pyralidae. Bases 106 to 1254 code for a protein of 382 amino acids.